This is a messenger RNA of Orbicella faveolata, 1457 nucleotides long. RefSeq lists its product as uncharacterized. Gene Ontology annotation, cellular component: nucleoplasm. The record is from RefSeq and is a predicted model, not a curated record. NCBI's taxonomy places the organism in Eukaryota, Metazoa, Cnidaria, Anthozoa, Scleractinia, Merulinidae. Gene Ontology annotation, biological process: regulation of non-canonical NF-kappaB signal transduction.
UAACUGGUCUGCAAUGGUUCGCGCGUCCUUGGCGCGUACACGCCGCCAUGAAACAACAACGGUGAACUCGGUUGCUUGGAGUAGAAACAACCUCCGAUAUCAUGCCUUUAAAGGAUGACAAGAGUUGGUUGCACUGUACAUUGUGUCGCUCAGGGAGACAGGGUGUGUCCACUCUCAAUAAAGCUUUACUAAGGAAGGUUGAGUGGCCAAGUCAAACGAACACUUCGUUUCAAUCCUCACAGGAACCCAUGGUACACACCACAAUAGAAGAUGCAUUCGACACAGUAUUGCAGUACAUGAAUGUUACCAGUAGACAGUGUAAGCGCUUUUUCCGCUGCAGAUCAACCGAUGAGUGCAACGCCCAGGAUGUGAAUCAUUGUAACAGAUUCCAUCAGCCAGAUUAUAACAUGGUAACCCGCCGACACCCACUUCAGAGGCUGGAAGACGUGCAGGUGGAAGUAGCGCCUGGCAGUUAUGCAGUUUCCGCUGGUCGUUACGGCGCACCCAGACAGCACACCCACAUUGUCCGUUUGGAGCCUGGACAGACAGUAGAUCUAGGGUUUUCGUUAUAGUCAUGUCAUGCUGCAGUUUUUCUUCAUGAUAUUAAUACUUACGACGAUUCACAAUUCACUCUCUUCCCCUUACUAGUUUUUCAAAGCCGGAGAUCUUUCUCAGUAAAGUUCAGUUUUUCAAGGUGAAAAGGUAGAAAGUUAUGGAGACAGAUUUAAGGAUUCUGGUAGCAUUGUCGUUCAGCAUUAGUUAUGUGGAAAUGACCAGGUUGACAAGGUAUAGAGAUUGUAAGGAGAAAUUAGAGGUUAAUUAGGCCGGAAGGGUUCUAAGGAUUGUAGUAUUUGUAAAUUAUCAUUAGGGCAUCAUACAUUUAUAUAAUAUAGUUUUGUAAUUGUAGAAAAACUUUGUAGUUCAAAUUCGUACAAGUAGGCUUGUGUAUUCUGCUAGUAUCAGGGAGAAGGCGAUGAUUUGACUUUCUUUAUCUGAUGUUCAGUUGCGCGUUGGUCCUCAGCAACUGACACUUCACUCGUUAUUGUAAAACGCUUUGUAUUGCCUUUUGGAUAACUUUCGAACAUGCUCUUAUAUAACUUUAAUUCAUCAGAAUGGAGUCUUGAAUUAAAUCGCCUCUGCUCUAACUCUACGAUCACCACGAAUAAAUGUUCUGUGUUUAGGUUUAUCCCAGUUUUGUAGCGAGAAUAUUGGCGUGAUUAACUAAACCCGUGAAAUAGAUAACAAGCGAUUGAAAAUGCAAGGAACUCCAUUUCUUUUGUGUUCGUUUUUGGUGUCAAUUUUCUUUCACGGAUUUUGAAAUCACUCUUUAGUUUUAUUUCAGAUUCUAUUACUCUUAGUUUCAAGUUUAGUUUAGACUAGAUAAGUUGUAUAGUGCAUGUAUUUGUUUUAAUUUAGUCAAAUAAAAACCGUUAGCCACUCUAAAUCUCCAUUUCGAA